AUUAAAAUACACACACACACGCACGCACGCACACACACACACACACAUACACACACAUACAUACACACCCUAUCUCCACGGAUACUAAACUUAUACACAACACCGCGUCCAUCAUAGCCUUGAAACAUCGGGCUUGAACAUCAUCAUAUACCACGCGUUUUUCCGUGGAAUGAGCAUUCCAUGCAGUAUUUUAGGUAUGAAUGACGUGGCCUGGCAGGAGACACGAGGCGGGAUGUUGCACACAAAUGGUGCACCAGAGACUGGAGGGGUCAGGGUCCAUGCAGGGGGUCCUUUAGCCACAGUAGGAGGUGCUGGGCAGGGACCUGGGGGAGCUCACCCUCUACCAGGUAUGGACCGGGUGGCAAAUCCCAACCCUGGCACCCCUCAGCCUCCACUGAGUGGACGUUCCCAAGAUGAUGCCACUGUGGGCUAUUUUUUUCAAAGGCAGCCUGGGGAGCAGUUAGGUGGCUGCAUUGCAAGCAAACACCGCUGGCCCACUGGAGAUGGAAACCAUGUUGACCAGGUGCGCACUGUGGAUGAGAUGAAUUAUGACUUUCAAGCCUUAGCUCUGGAGUCUCGUGGAAUGGGUGAGCUACUUCCUGCAAAAAAAUUGUGGGAAUCAGAUGAAAUGGCCAAAGAUGGACGCAAAGGGAUGUUGCUGGGUGAAGAAUGGAGAGAGAAUGCCUGGGGUGCUUCCCAUCAUUCUGUUUCUCAGCCCAUUAUGGUGCAAAGGCGACCAGGCCAGAGCUACAACGGGAAUGGAGAUGCAAGCUCGGUACUGUCCCCUCGCUCAGAGGGGGGUGGUCUAGGUGUGAGUAUGGUGGAGUAUGUCCUCAGUUCUUCCCCUGGAGACAAGAUGGAUGGUCGCUACAGAAAUGGAGGCUAUGGUGGAGCAGAUGCAGAUCCAGAUGGCAGGGAGAAAGGUGAUUCAAAAGAUAAGGCUUCUCCAUUUGAAGAAGACAAAAGUCCUGAGAUGAAAGCCGUUGAUGAAGGGGAUGCCUCAAAAGCAAAUUCCAGAGGAUUGCUGAAUGGGAUGGAUCGUGACUGUAAAGAGUUUAACCCUACUCCAGGCAGUCGCCAGGCUUCCCCCACAGAGGCAGUAGAACGGUUGGGCCCUAGUCAGGCUGGGUUGGAAAUGAUGGCACAGCACCACCCGCAUACUCUGCAGCCACCCAACCCUGCCACAAACAAACCUCCCACUGAGGACUUCCAGAGCCAGGAAGCCCAGAACUUGGGCAGCAUGGAGCAUCAGGCAAGCAUGGAGUCGCUCCAGUUUGACUAUGCUGGGAACCAGAUCCAGGUGGAUUCAUCUGGUGCUCCAGUCGGCCUGUUUGACUACAACUCCCAACAGCAGUUGUUUCAGAGAUCCAGUCAUCUUACGGUUCAGCAGUUGACAGCGGCACAGCAGCAACAGUACGCCCUUGCUGCAGCCCAGCAACAACACCUUGGCCUUGCACCUGCGUUUGUGCCAAACCCUUACAUCAUCAAUGCUGCACCUCCUGGAGCAGAUCCUUACACCGCUGCAGGGUUGGCAGCAGCUGCCACACUUGCAGGUCCAGCUGUAGUGCCUCCUCAGUACUAUGGAGUACCAUGGGGAGUGUAUCCAGCCAACCUCUUUCAACAACCGGCUGCAGCUGCUGCCAGUCAUUCCGCCAACCAGCAGGCGUCUAAUCAGGGUCCAGGACCGGGACAACAGGUGAUUCGUGCAGGGACCAAUCAGCGACCUUUGACCCCUGGCCAGAGCCAACAGAGUCAGCAGGAGUCUCUUGCUGCAGCUGCUGCAAACCCAGCACUAGCCUUCACAGGCAUGCCAGGAUACCAAGUUCUAGCACCGGCUGCUUACUAUGAUCAGACUGGAGCACUGGUUAUGGGUCCUGGUGCUCGCACCGGCCUGGGUGGACCUGUCCGACUGGUCCAAACCCCUCUCCUCAUCAGCCCAGCAGCAGCACAAGCUGCUGCAGCUGCAUCUGCAUCAGGUUCUGGCAACAGCAUGUCUGGUCCUGCUAAUGGUCUGUACCGGUCCAUGGGUUGCCAACAGCCCCAGCAGCCUCAACCUCAGCAGCAGCCACCUCCACCCUCUAGUGGCCUGCCUUCCAACUCCUUCUAUGGCUCUGGUUCAGUGGCAUCCAGCUCCCAGAGCAGCUCGCUAUUCUCUCAUACAAGCGCAGCGCCUCCUAGUACCUCUCUGGGUUUCAGCAGCACUGGUGGAUCUCUAGGUGUUGGGCUAGGCUCUGCACUUGGUGCCUUUGGCUCCUCAGUAUCAAGUUCCACUACCAGCAACGCAACUCGUCGGGACUCCCUGUUGGCCAGCUCUGAUCUGUAUAAGCGUGGUGGUGGUAGUAGCUUGACACCCAUUGGCCAGUCUUUUUACAACAGUUUAGGAUACUCUUCCUCCCCCAGCCCAAUUGGACUGACGCCUGGUCACUCCCCUCUGACACCUCCACCCUCACUGCCAUCCUCUCAUGGGUCCUCAUCCAGCCUCCAUCUGGGUGGUCUGACUAAUGGCAGUGGUCGUUAUAUUUCGGCUGCACCGGGAGCAGAAGCAAAAUACAGGAGUUCAGGCAGUACCUCCAGUCUUUUUAGCUCUAGCAGUCAGCUCUUUCCCCCACCACGAGCCCGCUACAGCCGCUCAGACGUCAUGCCUUCAGGACGUAGCCGCUUACUAGAAGACUUCAGGAAUAAUCGCUUUCCCAACUUGCAGCUGCGAGACCUACCUGGUCACAUGGUAGAGUUCUCUCAAGACCAGCAUGGAUCCAGGUUUAUUCAGCAAAAGCUAGAACGUGCAACUCCUGCAGAGAGACAGAUGGUGUUUGGGGAGAUCCUACAGGCUGCUUACCAACUCAUGACUGAUGUCUUUGGGAACUAUGUCAUACAGAAGUUCUUUGAGUUUGGCAGUGCAGAUCAGAAACUGGCACUUGCGACCCGUAUCCGUGGCCAUGUGUUGCCGCUGGCUCUGCAGAUGUAUGGUUGUCGUGUGAUUCAAAAAGCUCUGGAAUCCAUCUCUUCAGACCAGCAGGUAAUUAGUGACAUUGUACGGGAGUUGGACGGUCACGUGCUGAAAUGUGUCAAGGAUCAGAACGGAAAUCAUGUGGUGCAGAAAUGUAUUGAGUGUGUCCAGCCCCAGGCUCUUCAGUUCAUCAUCGAUGCCUUUCAGGGACAGGUGUUUGUUUUGUCCACUCAUCCGUAUGGCUGCAGGGUGAUCCAGCGUAUCCUGGAGCACUGUACCCAGGAGCAGACCCUACCCAUCCUGGAAGAACUCCACCAGCACUCAGAGCAGCUGGGACAGAAGUAUCAAGGCGUUUCAUUGGAGAUGGCCCCCAAAACAUAUUAUACAGUGUCCAGCGAUGCACUGUUCAAGGAUCAAUAUGGUAAUUAUGUGAUCCAGCAUGUUUUGGAGCAUGGACGUCCAGAAGACAAGAGCAAGAUAGUGGCGGAGGUCAGAGGGAAGGUUCUGGCUUUGAGCCAGCAUAAAUUUGCAAGUAAUGUUGUAGAGAAGUGUGUGAUUCAUUCUUCCCGUGCGGAGAGAGCACUGCUGAUCGAUGAAGUCUGCUGUCAGAAGGAUGGCCCUCAUAGUGCCCUCUACACCAUGAUGAAGGACCAGUAUGCAAAUUAUGUAGUGCAAAGAAUGAUUGACAUGGCUGAACCUGCCCAGCGCAAGAUCAUCAUGCACAAGAUUCGGCCUCAUAUUGCCACUCUCCGUAAAUACACAUAUGGAAAACACAUCCUGGCUAAGUUGGAGAAGUACUACAUGAAGAGUGGAUCAGACCUAGGUCCUAUUGGGGGCCCCACCAAUGGCCUAAUGUAAGAGCCUCCCAUCCAACCCAUGUCCCUUUCCCUCAAAACCACAUCUGUUAUGGGCAUCUCCUCCCAUGGAGUUCAUACCCAAGGGGAUUUACCCAAAGAAAAGGAAAAGAAUAGAAGUUGGCCUCACCUAAUGCUGAGACGUCUGAUGAGUCGCUGAUGCAAUUCCUGGUGAAGUCCCCAUUGUUACCUCCACCACCCCCCACUCGAGAGUGCAUGGUCUAUAAGCUGUUUCCUGGGUAAAGCACAACACCCUUGUUCAUGAUGUAAUUGAUGUAACUGACUGUUUCCUUCUUUCUUUUCUAGUAUAUAUCUUGUACAUUUUUUUACCUUGUACAUUCUCUGUAGAAAAAAUGUUUGCCGAAAAUUUACAGUUCUUACAAUAUACACCAGCAAGUGACUUUAUAAGGCCAAACUGAGUGAUCCUUUUUAAAUUAACUUUAUAGUCUCUUUUUGUUUUUUUUGGGUUUUUUUUGGUUGUUUUUAUAUCCAUACUUCUUGAUGGCACAUUCACAAAUAGUGGUACAUUUAAGCCCUGUUUUAGCCUGAUGGUACACAUGCCAAAGCUGCUGAUGAAAAAUAAUGAACCAGUCAGCUUGAUCAUAAAAAGUCUUGCUUGUAGGUGAGCACUUUUAUCUGCCGUGCCAUUGAGUUAGUUGCGUUAAGAUACAUUCUCAACCAAUCAUACAGCUUUUCUUUUUGAAGUGGCUUCAGUUUCCAUCUAUUUUGUUCUUUUCCUGAAUCAUAUGCGCACGGUAUUUGAUUAACUGCUUUUUGUUUGUUUCUUUUUUGUUUUUUUUAAAGCUUGUGUUUGCAGUGUACUAUACAUCCCACUGACCAAGUCUGUUGCACACUUAUUGUCUUGUUUCGAAUGAAUUUUAAGGACACCAGUGCAUCUGCCAUUGUACCCAGAUAUUAGUUAUGGAAAAAAUAUGGAUUUUUUUAUUUUUUUAUUUUAGGGUGCGUGGGAGGUAUGCAAGGUGUGCAGGAAGUAGAGAGAUUUGGCAUGCUGUGUCUGGAUUUAAUGUUUUAAUGAAAUAAUUUUUUUUGUCAUCAUGUUUGUGAAACAUCUGUUGUAGUUGUUUUUUUUUUUGUUUUUGUUUUUUGAACACUGCCCUAGAAAUGGUAUGGAUGGACUGAUUAUCAUCUCUUUACAUUGUAAUAGCUUAGGCAAAAUGUAUAGCAUCUUCAUGUACAAGUACAAAUAUUAAAUUGUUGCUGUUUUUUGGGGUGUGGGGAAGACGGCAGUUGGGUUAUAGAUGAUGCUCUCAUGGGCAGGCGAAGUUGGUAGGUGAUGUCCCUGUCCUUGGAGUCAUCCAAGGACGUUUGGCUUUGGAGCAAGUAGGACAGAUUUGAUUUCAUGAACGUGAGACAUUGCGGGGUAGGAGCAAAUGUGCAGCAUUCAGAAGUGUAGAUUGAGAAUGUGCAAAAGUAUACUUUUCAGACAAUGGACUUGGGUUGCCGUCUUCUGCUGCACAGUUUUUCUGUAUGGCUAAUAUAUUAAUGGCUUUUGUUCCUUUGCUUCAUAUGAAUAAAUGUAGAAUACAUGUAGUAUAUGUGGAGUUAUUAAGUGUAAGUUUAUUAGUUAAAUAGAAGAAAAUCUAGUCGUGAUGUUGGACAGGCCUUGCUAAAUUGCAUAGUGAUUUGCUUUUAUUUUGUCUGUACAGUUGUACAUUUGUAAACGUUAACGCUGUAAAUGGAAUGUCUUUUACACUUUUGGGGAAGAAAAAUCAAAAAUGUGCAUUUUGAUGUGUAAUAUUCAUCACUCCUUUCCCUUUGAAUAUAAUGUAUACAGUUUUCUUGGAACAAGCGUUAUUUUAAAAACAAAAGCAAAAAAACACUUUUUAUGCGUCACAAUCUCAAGAUGGUUUUGUUUUUAAUCAGUUCUUGGAAAAGGUCAGCCUCUUUAUGUACCUGGAGCAAUGACAACUUCUGUUAACAUGGUCAUUUUGACAUGUGGCAGUUGAAUAAAAUAACUACAAAUUUAUGAAUUAAAAAAAAAACAAACAAACAUGGGGCUGUCUUUGGUUCUACCUGCUGCCAUGGAAAUUUCACAGGACAGGGCAAGAAUUAUUUUUGUAUAAAGGAGUGCUGUAUUUUGGAGCAGCCACUAACUUGUAAGCAAAGUAAUUGUAAGAUAUUGUCAAUUAUAUAAAUAUGAACAUAUGAGUUUUGUCACACUGUCAAAGUCAUGUACAUUUUCAGGUGGCCUUAUGUACAUUUCCAGAUGUUAGAUGAGAAAAUAACUUUUUUUUUUUUUGAAACAGAAUUGUGACUAUGUAUGAUUAAACUGUUCUUCUAACAUUUGA
Molecule: messenger RNA, 6110 nt
Organism: Puntigrus tetrazona (Sumatra barb)
Lineage: Eukaryota; Metazoa; Chordata; Actinopteri; Cypriniformes; Cyprinidae
Gene: pum2
Product: pumilio RNA-binding family member 2
Exons: 23
Coding region: 170-3805 (1211 amino acids)
Biological process (GO): miRNA processing; regulation of mRNA stability
Cellular component (GO): cytosol; cytoplasm
Molecular function (GO): mRNA 3'-UTR binding
Source: RefSeq, a predicted model, not a curated record